UUGAACCCAGGAGGUGGAGAUUGCAGUGAGCCAAGGUUGCCCCUGCAUUCCAGCCUGGGCAACAGAGUGAGACUUCGUCUCAAAAAAUAAAAUAAAAAUUAUUUUCUAUGAUUUACCAGAAACAUGUUUAACUAAAUUUUCUCUGUGUUCUUUAUGUUAUCCAUUUUGAAUAAAAGGUAAUACAGAGCCCUAGAUUCUUCCCUUAACCUCCAAAUUGAGUAAGUUCUCUCAACCAAUGUUUGUUAAGCACUAAUUCUACCUCUGCCCCUUCUUCAAAACUGCUAUAUUCCUGCAGCUUUAAUUUCCUUACAAUUUCUGGACUGUUAGUCUCUCUUAAUCACUCGUCCCUUCUCCAGAGCUCUUUGUAAUUCAAAUCCUUCUGUAACCCACAGAUCUGAUCGUAUCAUUCUCCUCUACAGAUUUCGUCAGUGGCUUUAUGUUGCUCAUAGGCCCUAGAAGCAAGCUUGGGGAUGAUUGGGGCAAGAAUUCUCUGAGUCCCAGGUACCAGCAAGUGGCUCUAGAAGGGGAGUUGCUGGUGUGUGCAGACUUCAGGUGGCCACAUGUCCUUGGCCUUGCUGACUACACAUUAAUGGAGGAGGGCUACAGCAAGGAUCCCCUAAAGUGGUGGUUUAGGUCUAGAUGCAGACCGUGCUACUGUGUGUUGAGAGUAGCCUGUUGGUGGCAGUAAGGACAGAAGUGGAGAGACCAUCUGGGAGCCUUACUGCAGUAAUCCAGUUUUCAGAUGCUUCAAGUGUUGUGAACAGAGACUUGUUUGGAUUAUGCGUUUCUCAGCUAGACUAAAUAAAUGCUAGCAAUGGAUAAGUGCAAACAUGUUGGGCAGCUGCGGCUUGCUCAAGACCAUUCCAGCUUCAACCCUCAGAAAUGGCACUGCGUGGACUGCAACACGACCGAGUCCAUUUGGGCUUGCCUUAGCUGCUCCCAUGUUGCCUGUGGAAGAUAUAUUGAAGAGCAUGCACUCAAGCACUUUCAAGAAAGCAGUCAUCCUGUUGCAUUGGAGGUGAAUGAGAUGUAUGUUUUUUGUUACCUUUGUGAUGAUUAUGUUCUGAAUGAUAAUGCAACUGGAGACCUGAAGUUACUACGGAGUACGUUAAGUGCAAUCAAAAGUCAAAAUUAUCACUGCACAACUCGCAGUGGGAUGGUUUUACGGUCCAUGGGUACAAGUGAUGAUUCUUAUUUCUUAUAUGACGGUGCCCAAUCUCUGCUUCAAAAUGAAGAUCAAAUGUAUACUGCUCUUUGGCACAGGAGAAGGAUAUUAAUGGGUAAAAUCUUUCGAACGUGGUUUGAACAAUCACCCGUUGGAAGAAAAAAGCAAGAAGAACAAUUUCAGGAAAAAUUAGUAGUAAAAAGAGAAGUAAAGCGAAGACGGCAAGAAUUAGAGUAUCAAGUUAAAGCAGAAUUGGAAAGUAUGCCUCCAAGAAAGAGUUUACGUUUACAAGGGCUCGCUCAGUCGACCAUAAUAGAAAUAGUUCCUGUUCAGGUGCCAGCACAAAUGCCAGCAUCAACAGCAAAAGAUAAAGUACUUUCUACCUCAGAAGAUGAAAGAUCUCAAAAAAUCAGUGACUCCUCAGUUAAACGAAGGCCAAUAGUAACUCCUGGUGUAACAGGAUUGAGAAAUUUGGGGAAUACUUGCUAUAUGAAUUCUGUUCUUCAGGUGUUGAGUCAUUUACUUAUUUUUCGACAAUGUUUUUUAAAGCUUGAUCUGAACCAAUGGCUGGCUGUGACUGCUAGUGAGAAGAAAAGAUCUUCCUGUAAGCAUCCACCAGUCACAGAUACAGUAGUAUAUCAAAUGAAUGAAUGUCAAGAAAAAGAUACAGGUUUUGUUCGCUCCAGACAAUCAAGUCUGUCAUCAGGACUAAGUGGUGGAGCAUCAAAAAGUAGAAAGAUGGAACUUAUUCAGCCAAGGGAGCCAACUUCACAGUACCUUUCUCUUUGUCAUGAAUUGCAUACUUUGUUCCAAGUCAUGUGGUCUGGAAAGUGGGCUUUGGUCUCACCAUUUGCUAUGCUACACUCAGUGUGGAGACUCAUUCCUGCCUUUCGUGGUUACGCCCAACAAGAUGCUCAGGAAUUUCUUUGUGAACUUUUAGGUAAAAUACAACAUGAAUUAGAGACAACCGGUACCAGUUUACCAGCUCUUAUCCCCACUUCUCAAAGGAAACUCAUCAAACAAGUUCUGAAUGUUGUAAAUAACAUUUUUCAUGGACAACUUCUUAGUCAGGUUACAUGUCUUGCAUGUGACAACAAAUCCAAUACCAUAGAACCUUUCUGGGACUUGUCAUUGGAGUUUCCAGAAAGAUAUCAAUGCACUGGAAAAGAUAUUGCGUCUCAGCCAUGUCUGGUUACUGAAAUGUUGGCCAAAUUUACAGAAACUGAAGCUUUAGAAGGAAAAAUCUACGUAUGUGACCAGUGUAACUCAAAGCAUAGAAGGUUUUCCUCCAAACCAGUUGUACUCACAGAAGCUCAGAAACAACUUACGAUAUGCCACCUACCUCAGGUUCUCAGACUGCACCUCAAACGAUUCAGGUGGUCAGGACGUAAUAACCGAGAGAAGAUUGGUGUUCAUGUUGGCUUUGAGGAAAUCUUAAACAUGGAGCCCUAUUGCUGCAGGGAGACCCUGAAAUCCCUCAGACCAGAAUGCUUUAUCUAUGACUUGUCUGCGGUGGUGAUGCACCAUGGGAAAGGAUUUGGCUCAGGGCACUACACUGCCUACUGCUAUAAUUCUGAAGGAGGGUUCUGGGUACACUGCAAUGAUUCCAAGCUAAGCAUGUGCACUAUGGAUGAAGUAUGCAAGGCUCAAGCUUAUAUCUUGUUUUAUACCCAACGAGUUUCUGAGAAUGGACAUUCUGAACUUUUGCCUCCAGAGCUCCUGUUGGGGAGCCAACAUCCCAUUGAAGACGCUGAUACCUCGUCUAAUGAAAUCCUUAGCUGAUCCAAAGACAAUGGGGUUUUCUUCCUGUGAUUUAUAUAUAUACUUUUAAAAAGACUGAUGUACCAUUUUAAACAUUUUUUCUUGUGAAUCAGUGUAUAUACUACAUUUAUGCAUUUUAUAUCUAACUACAAUUUUUUUUUUUACAAAGUAUAAAUGUGUGUAUCAACUGAAGGUAACUACUUUUUUCAAAUAUUUGGAGUUUUAAACUUUUGGUGUUUACCUCAGACUGAUGUUACCUCUUUUAUAUUUUUAUGUCUUAAUUGGCUCGGAUCAUGAAUUUGUGCAAUCUUCUAUCAACAAAGUUCAAGUGGCAUCAUUUUAUAUACAUGUGUUAUCUUUUUCAGGUAUUUUCUAUACAAAUUCUUUUUUUUUUUUUGAGACGGAGUCUCCCUCUGU
Piliocolobus tephrosceles (Ugandan red Colobus) is the source of this 3343-nucleotide messenger RNA. RefSeq names its product ubiquitin specific peptidase 44 (gene USP44). Gene Ontology annotation, biological process: protein deubiquitination. Bases 806 to 2947 code for a protein of 713 amino acids. Gene Ontology annotation, molecular function: zinc ion binding; cysteine-type deubiquitinase activity. The transcript has 6 exons. NCBI's taxonomy places the organism in Eukaryota, Metazoa, Chordata, Mammalia, Primates, Cercopithecidae. The record is from RefSeq and is a predicted model, not a curated record.